ACGCGCCUCAGUGGGUUACAAUGGCACAAUGGCUUCUAGGAGGUCUGCCUUGGCCUCGCAGAACGAAAUCUCGGGGAACGACCCUCUGCGGGAGCUGUUCGAGGCCUGCAGGAACGGCGACCUGGUGAGGGUGAAGAAGCUCGUCACGCCGCAGAAUGUGAACGCCAGGGACACCGCGGGCAGGAAAUCCUCGCCCCUCCACUUCGCAGCAGGGUUUGGUCGUAGGGAUGUUGUUGAACACCUGCUGAACUUGGGGGCUGCAGUCGGGGCCAGGGACGAUGGGGGACUCAUACCUCUGCACAACGCCUGCUCCUUUGGCCACGCGGAGGUGGUGUCACUGCUGCUGAAGCAUGGCGCAGACCCCAACGCUCGGGACAACUGGAACUACACUCCCCUACACGAGGCUGCGUCCAAGUCCAAGUUUGAUGUCUGCAUAGUGUUGCUCCAGAAUGGCGGUGACCACAGCAUACGCAACACUGAUGGCAAGACAGCGCUGGACCUUGCUGACACCUACGCCCGCUCGGUGCUCACAGGUGAAUACAAGAAAGAGGAGUUACUCGAGGCAGCCCGGGCGGGGAGCGAAGACAGACUCUUGACACUCCUCACUCCGCUCAAUGUCAACUGCCACGCCUCAGACGGCCGCAAGUCCACUCCGCUCCACCUGGCGGCCGGAUACAACAGGACGGAGAUUGUGACCAUCCUCCUGCAGCAUGGAGCGGAUGUCCACGCUAAGGAUAAGGGCCCCCGCCAUUACAGGGGCCUGGUUCCGCUGCACAAUGCAUGUUCUUAUGGCCACUUUGAGGUGACAGAGCUGCUCAUCAAGCACGGCGCCAACGUCAACGCAAUGGACCUGUGGCAGUUCACGCCCCUGCACGAGGCGGCCUCCAAAUCACGCGUUGAGGUGUGUUCCCUGCUGCUGGCCCACGGUGCUGACCCAACACUCCUCAACUGCCACUCCAAGUCUGCCAUUGAUGUUGCCCCGUCGAGGGAGCUGCAGGAGAGACUCACAUACGAGUACAAGGGCCACAGCCUGCUGGAGGCGUGUCGUCAGGCCGAUGCUGCCAGACUCAAGAAAUUCCUCUCACCUGAAGUGAUCAAUUUCAAGCACCCGUACACCGGCAACACUCCACUGCACUGUGCGGUGGCGUCCACAGGCGGCAAGCGGCGUGGCAUCGUGGAGGCCCUGCUGCGGAAGGGCGCCCCGCUGCAGGAGAAGAACAAGGAGUUCCUGACGCCGCUCCACGUGUGUGCCGACAAGGGUCAUUGCGACAUCUUGGAGCUGCUCCUCAAACACGGCUCCAAGGUCAAUGCGCUGGACGGCCUCGGACAGACAGCGCUGCACCGGUGUGGCCGGGAGGGUGAUGUGCAGGCGUGUCGGGUGCUGCUGCAGUAUGGCGUGGACCCCUCCAUCAUCUCCCUCCAGGGCUACACAGCAACACAGGUCUCCACUGACAGUGUUCAAAGGCUCCUGCAUGAAGACCCACCUGGUCCUGGGGUGGACAGUGAACAGCAGCUACUUGAGGCAUCCAAGUCUGGGGACAUUGACUGUGUUCGGCGCAUCCUCUCCGCCCAGCCACACCUUGUCAAUGUGAGGGACCUGGAUGGCCGCCACUCCACACCACUCCACUUCGCCGCCGGAUACAACCGUGUGCCGAUUGUGGAGUACUUGUUGCAGCAUGGAGCAGAUGUACAUGCUAAAGAUAAGGGUGGCUUGGUCCCCCUGCACAAUGCCUGUUCCUACGGCCACUAUGAGGUGACGGAGCUGCUGGUGAGGCACGGCGCCAGCGUCAACGUGGCCGACCUGUGGAAGUUCACGCCGCUGCACGAGGCCGCUGCCAAGGGGAAGUACGACAUUGUGAAGCUGCUGCUCAAGCACGGAGCAGACGUCAACCGCAAAAAUCGGGACGGCCACACUGCGCUGGACUUGGUGAAGGAGAGUGACCAGGAUGUGGCAGACCUGCUGAGGGGUGACGCGGCCCUGCUGGACGCCGCCAAGAAGGGGAACCUAGCGCGGGUGCAAAAGCUGCUCAACCCAGACAACAUCAACUGCCGAGACUCACAGGGCCGCAACUCAACGCCGCUGCACCUCGCUGCCGGGUACAACAACUUGGAGGUGGCUGAGUACCUGCUGGAGAAUGGUGCUGACGUCAACGCUCAAGACAAGGGAGGACUCAUACCUUUGCACAACGCCUCAUCCUAUGGCCACCUGGACAUCGCUGCGCUGCUCAUCAGGUUCCAGACAGCAGUGAACGCCACGGACCGCUGGGGCUUCACUCCACUCCACGAGGCUGCACAGAAGGGUCGCACCCAACUUUGUGCCCUGCUGCUGGCCCAUGGUGCUGACCCCUACCUCAAGAACCAGGAAGGCCAGACUCCCCUGCACCUGGCCACAGCAGAGGACGUGAGGAGCCUUCUGCAGGAUGCCAUGAUGAGCCAGCCCAGCCUCACCCCAGCUGCAGGAGGGAGCGCACCCCCACCUGUCUCCCCGUCCUCCCCCAAGCCUCCCAGCACCCCAUGCAAGGCCUCUGCCCAGCCCACGGUCUCCCCGGCGCCUUCCUUGAUAUCUAUAAACAACAUUGGAGCAGAAGUUGAGACAGUGAUGAUGCCCUCGGGUGCCAGCCUGACCUUCACGCCGGCACUGGGCUCCUCGCCGGGCAUCGGGGACGGCUGCUGCGACCACUCCCGCUGCGAGACAACGCCGGACACCCCCGUCAAUAUGAGCAUUGCCUCCUUCCUCAACAGCAUGGGUCUGGACCACCUCCGGGACAUUUUCGAGCGGGAGGACAUCACGCUGGACAUCCUCGCCGAGAUGGGACACGAGGAACUCAAGACCAUUGGGAUUAACGCAUACGGCCACCGCCACAAGCUGCUGAAGGGCGUGGAGAAGCUACUCAUACAGCACAAUGGGUUGGUGAGCAGUGGGUGUGGCAGCAACAACAGUGGCAGUGGGUCGUCCCAGGGCACGCUGCUGCUGGACCUGUGUCGGGAGGACCGAGAGUUCAUUGCCGUGGAGGAGGAGAUGCAGGCCACCAUCAGGGAGCACCGGGACAAUGGACACGCCGGUGGAAUCUUCGCUAAGUACAACGUUGUUAAGAUUCAGAAGAUACGCAACAAGCGGCUGUGGGAGCGCUACUCACACCGGCGGCGGGAGGUGGCAGAGGAGAGCAACGGCCAGUCCACCGAGCGCAUGCUGUUCCACGGGUCGCCCUUCAUCUCGGCCAUCGUGCAGAAGGGCUUCGACGAGAGGCACGCCUACAUUGGGGGCAUGUUUGGGGCCGGGAUCUACUUCGCCGAGCACUCCUCCAAGAGCAACCAAUACGUUUAUGGCAUAGGCGGAGGCAGUGGGUGUCCAGUGCACAAAGACAGGUCAUGCUACUCAUGCUACAGGCAGCUGCUUCUGUGUCGCGUCACCCUCGGCAAGUCCUUCCUCCAGUUCUCGGCGAUGAAGAUGGCCCACGCUCCGCCUGGCCACCAUUCGGUUGUGGGGCGGCCCAGUGCUGGGGGACUUUGCUAUCCGGAGUAUGUUGUUUACCGGGGAGAACAGGCCUACCCGGAGUACCUCAUCACCUACCAGAUUGUGAAGCCCGAUGAAACUGGACCCAAGGAAGACGGGAGUCGGGAUAACGAUUGACCAGUGUUGGGUGACUAUGCUCCUCCUUUAGGCCAAGUCAAGGCAUAACUGUGUUGUGCUACAUAGAAACUUAAGUGUCUGGACCAAGUCAAGACACCUUUGCUCCUUCACCCACGCUGGCAGCCAGACACUCACAAGGAACCCAAGGCACAUGUAACACACACACACACACACACACACACACACACACACGCACACACACACACACUGCUGCUCAAACAUUGUGAGGUAAAGGGACAUCAUUCCUACUUAAAGUAAACUGUACUACAAGUUCAUCAUGAUAAGCAGUCAGUUGCAGUCCUUUAGUGUCCAUCCUGGUUUAGAGAACCAUGCAAUAUUAAGUGUAGUUUAAUUAUUUGUCUAUAUCACAGGUAAUACUUUUUCUAACAGUUCAUGCCUCUUGAUACGGCAUUCAGCCCCAUGAUCUGAUAACAUUUUCUAAUUGUAGGUGACCAUGACAAAAAAAUAUUUGCUGCAUGCUUCAGCAUUUCUUCUUCCUAGUCACAGAUUCAAAUACCAUUGUUUAGGGUUUUCGAUAAGUGUCCAUCUUUCAUAUGCUAUCAUAGGAUACCAAUCCUUGUGCUGAAUGCAUAAACUCCUUCAUGUAAGUUCCUUGCUGCAGAGGACAAUGGUUGCCUUCAUUCCCCUCACCAACCACUGCUAUGUUGUUUGGUAACCCAGAGCAGCCACUUAAGAAAUGUUUCAAAGACUUGCCUCCUGUUAAUGUUCUGUGUUGUGGUAGACUUACAGGAACAGCCUGGGCUUUCAUACUCUUGGCACCUGGUCAUACCACACAGCGUGACUCAUGGGCCAGGCUUGCUACUAUUUCUCAGGUGGUUUCACUCAAGACUGUGGUAUAUCUUCCUCCUGACCUGACUGUCUUGACACAACACUGUCCAGACACUUCCAGAAGGCCAGCCAGCUGACCAGCACCUGGCAGAUACAAAAGGGUCUCCUGGCUGGCAUGGCUUGACUCCCUCGGAAACUUUUAUACACAAUGCAAAUGUUACUUUGUCGUCUCAAGACCUGGGGAGACGCUCCUACCUGAUGGUAUGACAAGGAUGUUUUGCUAUGUCCAUUUAAGUGGUUGUGAUCUUUGUUGAUGAGCACUUUAUAGCUAAUGGUCGGCUGGGGACAUAUUUGCAAAAGAAAUUCCUGCUUAGUGCGGCAUGUUCCAGGGCAGUGCUGUGGAAUGAUUGGAGACUCCUCGCCUGUGGUCGCCAGCACCACUUGGUGAUCCUUUGACCCCAUUUUCAGACCUGUGAUCCAGGAAUGUGUUGCCAAGAAGCUCUCUGGCAUGGGUUGUUGACCUCUUGACUCCUUGACCUCUCCAACCCCUCAGUGGGCAUCAUUGCUAUUUAAACUUAUAGUCAUUCCAUGUAGAGAGUGUGUGUGGUGGAGAUUACUAUUUACAUCACUCUGUUUCCCUGUACUGCCUCGGGUGAGCUGUUGUACAUAAGGUUUCAAGGUGUUCAUCUUCUAACACUUUCGAGGAACUAAUCCAGGUGUCAAGUUAGUUUAAGCUUCUUUUUGUCUCGGUGUUUUUAGAAAGCUUUGCGCUGAUACCAUGAUCGAGCAUCGGUGUCUGUCACUGGUGAGCAGUUGGCUGUGCUGGGAUGAAAUGUAUUGUUGAAUGUUCAGUGUUUUGUGUAUUUGUUAUGGAAAUUUCCACAGAGUAUAAGAAAACGUUUCCACGCUAGAUAUAGUGUUUGAUAUAUACGUAUUUUCAUUAAGGGUUUCGCUAAGACAGACAAUGUAAUGGUUUUGUUUCUUCCAUAUUUUGCUACAUGGUUUCUUAUCCCCUCCCCACAAAAAUAUGAUACCGGUAGUGGUAUUUUUUAAUGUGAUCUGAAAAGUAUUGUUCGUAUAAUUUUCUUGGUAAAAAUAUUCCUCAGUAAGAUAUAAACCUUGUGAAAGCGUUGCCCAGUAAGAGGGAACGCUCACUCGUUGCUUGAAAUUUUGUUUACUGAAAUGCCGAAGGAUUGGCAGUGCAUUACAGUGAAUGUCAAUGCUGGAAUACCCUCAAGUAUGUAUGUAUGUAUGUGUGUAUGUAUUAUUUCAAGAUCUGUGUAUUGUGAUGACACAGGCUGGGCAGAGGCUGGCUUCGUCUGCCUGUGCUGUGCUUUGUGUUGGCUCACCAGCCCUUCUCCAGGGAAGAGAAGGCCUUGCUGGAACACUUGAUAUUACCAUAAAUUUUGCGUGGGAUAUUAAAAAGAAACCAAGAAAUAGGGUAACUGCAGCUCGCAAUUUAAAUCUCCUUGAUGUACAAAAUUUAUAACCUUGAGACAAUAAGAGAUUUAUAAGUUUAAAAAAUAAAAAAUUGAGAAUCUCUCAUUAUGGCGACAUUCAGGGCAUUAUAAACAUUUUGUGGGGGCAAAGUAACAUUAUUAAGUGCAAUAUUAUAUUUUAAUACACAUCGAACUAUAGGCUUAAACGAUGAGCUAUGAAUGUCUGCGUAACUUUAUAUUAGUUUUCCUGAGGCAUCUUGUCCUCCUUCUUUACCGCCAUUGGUCCAGGCCACGUGCCUUCUGCACAUUCCUGUUUUGUAACAACCUUCUUGCUCAUCAUCUGUGCAGCAGCAGUGAGCUAUGAGGGGAAAGCGUCACCCGUGAGUAUUGGCUCGGCAUGUGUCUGGAUUAAAUAAUAGGAUGGCUCUGUAAUAUAUGAGUGAAUUUGAUAACUUUCUGGCAGAUUUCACCCAAAUGAUCUACUGUGUAGCAGGGUUUUAGAAGAUGGCUGUCAGAGGUUCUGCAUCAAGAUAAAAAAGUAGACAACACCAAUAUAGUUUUGUGAACUGGUUUUAGUUUUUUUUUAAUAAAUCAAAAUUAAUAUGAACUAUUUUGGAUAAAAAGCAUUACCUUCUCUGACUUACAGUUUAGUUCCAAAUCCAUAUCUGAUUUUUUUAUGAGUUGGAAAAUAACUUCCUCUGUUGUAAUGAGACAUGGAAUCUAACAGCCCUUGUUUGCAUUCAGUUCUUGGAGGGACUGCCAGGCUAACUCCCCACGACCUGAAAAAAUGGAAGAAAAGGCUCAACUUCUGACAAUUGUCUUAUGUUUCCAUGCCGUGGUAAAGCUUCCUUACAGCGUUAGUGGGUUUAAUGUGUAAAGGAAGACAUAAGUGUGGAGGGAUAAUGUGCAGAGGAAAAACACAUUCAAUAUUUAAUGUGAAAACACAUACAUAGCGGGUUUAAAGUUUGUCGAGGAAAAUACUGUUGUAUCCCAGGGCUGCCGCGGCUCAGCCUUGCCCCGUGGAGUCAGCCGGGUGAAGCAAAGGCUCAAGUGCUGAUAACUACUCGUGUGGAUGUACUGAUACACGUAUAUAUAUAUAUAUAUAUAUAUAUAUAUAUAUAUAUAUAUAUAUAUAUAUAUAUAUAUAUAUAUAUAUAUAUAUAUAUAUAUAUAUAUAUUUUUUUUUUGGGGGGUGUAUUUUUUAUUUAAAUAUUUAUUUAAAAGUCCAUGUGAUUCGUGUAUGCUCACUCAUCAUUUGUGUUUCGGUGUAAUUUACAAUUAUUAUUAUUAUUAUUAUUAUUAUUAUUAUUAUUAUUAUUAUUAUUAUUAUUAUUAUUAUUAUUAUUAUUAUUAUUGUUGUUAUUAUUAUUGUUUUAUUAUUAUUAUCAUUAUUAUUAUUGUACUGUGAUACUAUAUAUUAUUUGUUGCAACAGUGACCGUUGGUGUGAAUGAGCACAUACAAAAGAGUAUACAUAGAAUGAAAAAAAAAGGUUUGCUGUAUGUUCUAAUCUUAUUCCACUUACUUCCCGUAAUUAUUAAGGACCCGUAAAGGUAACUUAUGUGAAAGCAGCUGCUGCUAGUUAAAAAAAAUUGAAACUGGUUUUUAUCCGCCCAUAUCUUUUUUAGGCUAUUGAGAGAGUCAUGUUUAGAUAUUUUUUCUUCUUCCUGCACACAAUCAGUCUUAUCACUUGACCUUUUUCAUGUUAAUGCCAUUUGUUCUCCUUAGGGAUAGGAGGAGGAGGAGGAGGAAAACAUACUCAUGGUGGCUCAUAUUACUUACUUUUUCUGUGUGUGUGUUUGUGUGGUGUGUGUGUGUGUGUGUGUGUGUGUGUGUGUGUGCAUUCAUAUACUUCUUUGUCCACUCCAGUCUCAUUUCUUAUUAUUUUCCUUUCACUCUCCUUUUUUCUUUUCUCUCUCUCUUCCAUACACUCCACAAUCCCUCUUUCAUUCCCUGCCGUGUUCGCUCCCUCCACUUGCUCACUCCAGUGUUGGUAGCUAAAGAAUCGCUUCGUUUUCACAGAUUUGAGUUGUGAUUUGUAUUGCAUCCCUUUCUCAUGCCAAUACCCCUUGUGUGUGUGUGUGUGUGUGUGUGUGUGUGUGUGUGUGGAGUUAGUGAAUAGAAAAGUCUGGGUUGUGAGUGAUAACUUCAGAGUCAGACUUACUGUUGAUAUAAUUUGUUGAUAUCAAUCUUUAUAGGAGUACUUUAUAGGUUUUCUACCACCAUUUAAAAGUAUUAAACAUUUCAUUGCUGUCAUUCUAUAGAGACUUUUUUAGUAUUUUUCUUACGGGGGCUUCGUGAUGCAGUGGUUAGCACACUCGGCUCACAACCGAGAGAGCCCGGGUUCGAUUCCCGGGCGGAGUGAAAAAAUUUGGGCAGCUUUUCCAAUACCCUACGCCCCUGUCCACCCAGCAGUGAAUUGGUACCAGGUAUUAAUCGGGGGUUGUGUCCCGUCUCCUGGGAACUGUUCCCUUCUCCUAUAAUUCCUUACCCUUCUGUCUCUCUCUGGCAUAUGACCACAGAUGUUGCGCCGACUAAAUGAAACUUUUCAACUUUUUAGUAUUUUUCCUUAUAUCCAUUGUUACCAUUUUUAUCAUGGCCAUCCUUCAAAAGUUGGGAAAUUAAGUAAAAUUAACAUGUUCAAAAUAAAGAAAUUCAUGAUUUUUUUUUCUGCCCUGGUUAUUGCUCACACCCAGACCCAAGUUUGUUGUGGUGAUUCUUCACUGCCCGACCUGUGGACUGACGAUGGCUGACUGACUGAAUGACUUGCUGAUUGGUAGAGUAACCCACUUAUUGACUGACACAGGCUGAGUGGGUAGCUGGCUUAUUGAAUGAGUGGCUGGGUAGAUCACACAGUCACAAAUGGACUGACUGACUAAUUGACUGACUGUGGUUGUCUGAGGGACCACAUGUGCUUGCGUGUUCCCCCUUCAUUCUUCUCCCUCCAUAAUCCUUCAUGUUAGUAAAUACUCUGCUUGAAAAGGAAAGAAAGAAAAUACAAAAGCAUAAUGAUAUUCAUGUGUUAACUUUUCUUAUUUGUACAAAUCUUUGUAAAUAUUUGACUUAUACUUUUUCUUAUAUUAUGGUGAUGUAAAUAUCUUAAAAAUAAAAAUGUGAACUAU
Molecule: messenger RNA, 8979 nt
Organism: Eriocheir sinensis (Chinese mitten crab)
Lineage: Eukaryota; Metazoa; Arthropoda; Malacostraca; Decapoda; Varunidae
Gene: Tnks
Product: poly [ADP-ribose] polymerase tankyrase-2-like
Exons: 22
Coding region: 29-3631 (1200 amino acids)
Biological process (GO): protein localization to T-tubule; regulation of cardiac muscle contraction
Cellular component (GO): cytoplasm; nucleus; T-tubule
Molecular function (GO): NAD+ poly-ADP-ribosyltransferase activity; protein binding
Source: RefSeq, a predicted model, not a curated record